Molecule: messenger RNA, 1306 nt
Organism: Trichosurus vulpecula (common brushtail)
Lineage: Eukaryota; Metazoa; Chordata; Mammalia; Diprotodontia; Phalangeridae
Gene: ASB12
Product: ankyrin repeat and SOCS box containing 12
Exons: 3
Coding region: 232-1185 (317 amino acids)
Biological process (GO): regulation of barbed-end actin filament capping
Cellular component (GO): cytoplasm; nucleus
Molecular function (GO): protein binding
Source: RefSeq, a predicted model, not a curated record
GCUAAGUAUUGUCUCUACUACCUCCUGAGACAUGACCACACUGAGAAGCUUGUGACCUAACCAGAUCCUCCUUUUUGCCUUAUCCUGUGACCUCAAGGGAGCUAGUGAAAGCUCAUUUCCAUCUUCCUCUCCCUCCUCUGCCAGCCAAGGUUCAUGUGCUGAAGAUCCCUCUGAAGAUACUCCCCAGCAGCAGAGAUACCUCUGAAGGUGUGGUGUGUUCUGCCACCCAGGAUGAAAGGGGUUCUUCUUCAGCCUGCAGAGAUGAGCCUCAUGGACGUAAGUAAGAUAUUCUCCCUCCUCCAAGAGCCCGACGACGAAGACAGUGCUGAUGAGAAGCAAGAGCUAAACCAAGUUGUCUGUAACAACGAUGCCAGGACCCUAGACCAGCUCCUCCACCAGGAGCGCUACAAGCGCUUUAUCAACAGCCGUAGUGGCUGGGGUGUGCCAGGUACCCCACUACGCCUAGCCGCCUCUCACGGCCACCUUAGCUGCCUGGAAGUUCUCCUAGCUCAUGGGGCAGAAGUGGACAGUCUGGAUGUUAAGGCCCAGACACCCCUGUUCACUGCUGUCAGUCAUGGGCAUUUGGACUGUGUUCGAGUCCUGCUGGAGGCUGGUGCCAGCCCUGGGGGCAGCAUCUAUAACAACAGUUCUCCAGUUCUCACAGCUGCUAGAGAUGGUGCCAGUGGAAUUCUGAAGGAACUCCUGAGUCAUGGAGCUGAGGCCAAUGUCAAGGCUAGGGGGCCAGAGUGGGCUUCCAACGUCACCUCCUGCUCUGGGCCUCUCUACCUGUCAGCUGUCUAUGGCCAUCUUGAGUGCUUCCGCCUUCUCCUGUUGUAUGGAGCUGACCCAGACUACAACUGCACAGAUAAACAGCUGCUUUCACGUAUACCUAAGCCACGCACGCUGCUAGAAUUCUGCCUACGGCACAGCUGCCCCCUCGAGUACAUCCAGCUGCUUGUGGACUUUGGGGCCAAUGUUUAUCUCCCAUCUCUACCACUGGAGAAGACUGACCCGGAUGGGGAAGGUGUGGCCCUACUACUAAAGGAAAGAACUCAUCCCAAAUCCCUGAUGUCACAAGCUCGGCUCGCAGUCCAAAAAGCUCUUCAGUGCUCUUGCUGGGUCAAUGUCAUCGAGGAACUAGAUAUCCCUCCUGCGUUGAUUAAUUACCUUAAGCACCAGUCGUAAGGCAAGAGCCUUGAACACACAAACCCACAGCCUAUCCACCCAGAAGAGGAACACCCGAAUGUGCCUUAGAGAUGACUGCAUUCAUUUUACUUUUUCUGUCCCAAUAAAGGUGCAGAAAGGU